Molecule: messenger RNA, 2130 nt
Organism: Alternaria alternata
Lineage: Eukaryota; Fungi; Ascomycota; Dothideomycetes; Pleosporales; Pleosporaceae
Product: HET-domain-containing protein
Exons: 1
Coding region: 225-2039 (604 amino acids)
Source: RefSeq, a predicted model, not a curated record
UUGCGUUUUGCCCAGUGUGAAAUUCUUCAGUAUGUGUUCAACCCCUUCCGACUCCCUACUCACAGUCGCAACCAUUGUUUCUCGUCACGAUGCACGAUCUCUCCAUUGAUGACAAUGCGCUUGGUACACCGAACCUCCUUUCUAGUCGAUAUAGCUCCUGUCCCCUCCCAGAUGUGCGUUAACCAAAAUCAGGCGCUUUGCAACCUUAUCAAUACUUGCCUUUCAUGGGUCCAGAAGACUUUCGCCUCAUGGAACUUCAGCCUGGAGAUGAGACUGAACCGCUUGUUUGCCGCCUCAUGCGGGUUGACAUACGCAACCCGCCCCCAUACGAGGCACUUUCAUAUACAUGGGGCCGAUCAAGAGACGUUUUUACCCUUUACCAAGAACCUGAGAUUCCUGAUACUUCUGGUACUUUGAGAACAGUUUCCAAGAUCACUAGAGGACUUUAUGAGGCUCUUCUGCAGCUCCGUCAAAGGGCCAAGCCAAGGAUCUUGUGGGUUGAUGCGGUCUGUAUCGACCAGGAAAGCUUGAAGGAACGUGGAGAGCAGGUCAAGAUCAUGAGGCAGAUCUAUGCCAAUGCAGCACGUGUUGUAGUUUGGCUCGGUCUGGCAGACGAUGAAACUCCUGUAGCUGUACAAGAAAUCGCCAGGCUGAAGAGUUAUAUUGCCUCUCGAGGUUUAUCACUCGAAAUUCUUAAAGCGAUGACUGACGAGGGUCCUGACCACAAGAUGCUGGAUCUAAACGAGCAUGUCCUUGACGAGAAAACUACCGCUAUUCUCGGGCGCGUCUAUUGUCGCCCAUGGUUUCGACGCAUAUGGGUAGUUCAAGAAGUCACAGCCGGCGGGUCAUCCAGCGAGGUUCACAUAGGACCUUACGUUAUUCCUUGGGACGAUUUAGGUAUGGUGGCUCUGGGGCUUCAAGUCAUGCUUUGGAAUUCGCCUGUACCCAUCGAAGGGCCCGGAUCAAGAAAUGCGCUUGUCAUGUGGCAGGGUCGGCUGUUCGCAAGGAAGACGCCACCGACAUUAUUGGAUGAAGCGCGAAGUUACCUCGCUACAGAUUCUCGAGACAAGGUAUACGCGCUGUACGGCUUUCCAGCAUUCCAGGAGCUGUUCCAGAGAUUUGGAUUCAAACCGGAUUAUACAAUUAAGGAGCGUGACCUAUAUGAACGGGUGACCCGGCUGACAAUCGAAAGCUCGCAGACGCUCGAGAUCCUACACUAUGUCGAUAACCCAGAACUGCCUGCGGAAGAAUCAGAAUGGCCAUCCUGGGUGCCAAGAUGGACUCAGCCAACCCUCUAUUGGAGUUUUCCCCUGCAAGAUUAUACCAUCUAUAGCAAAAAGACUCACGGAAUGCUUUCUGUCUUGGAAGGACCACAAGGAAAUCUGCUUCGAUUGAAGGGCGCCACUGUAGGACGCAUAACUGAAGUUGCACAAUGCAUCGAUUGGACGCCGGCUGACAAGGAACCAACGAUACAGAACACCGAAGCUCUAACGCAGUUCUGGGAUGCGACUUCAAUGCACCCGGGUUCACCGUCUGACUCCAAGGAGGACAAAUUCGUUGGCCUAGCACAAGCACUAACAGCGGGCCUUGACUCCGACUGCAACUCUGCUGCCAAAAGCUCCGUCCGUCAUACAGCGGAUGCUAUCGAGUUUGUACUCCACAGCUUCAACACAGCUUCGGUUUCCAGUCAAGUCCAACUCUCCGCCCUAUUCAUCCACCUUCUUGCCCUUCGGGACGCCUUUCCCCAUGGAGAUCGCCUUCGGUACCAAGAGAGCGUAGUCUGGAUCUGUGCAAAUCGCCGCCUAUUCCAAACUGACAGAGGACUUUUCGGGCUUGGUCCGUUUCCUGUACAGCCUGGUGAUAUUGCAGUCAUCCUGUACGGCGGCUAUACGCCUUUCGUGCUGAGGCCAAGAGGUAAUUACUAUCAGUUAUUAGGUGAGUGCUAUUUGCAUAAAAUGAUGGGAGAAGACGCUCUGCAGUUGCGCAAGCGUGGUACUGGUGAAGAUAUGUCAGAAGAGACAAUCUUUGAACUGAGGUAGAGCAAACUAGUAGGAAUAUGGCUGGUGUAAAACAGUGGUCUUGCGUUUAUCAUAAAUGAUACCUUAAGACAAGAGGACAAGGCCAUCCAUG